Molecule: messenger RNA, 1488 nt
Organism: Postia placenta MAD-698-R-SB12
Lineage: Eukaryota; Fungi; Basidiomycota; Agaricomycetes; Polyporales; Adustoporiaceae
Exons: 9
Coding region: 40-1380 (446 amino acids)
Biological process (GO): kinetochore organization; meiotic chromosome segregation; mitotic spindle organization
Cellular component (GO): Ndc80 complex; kinetochore
Molecular function (GO): protein-containing complex binding
Source: RefSeq, a predicted model, not a curated record
CCCUUUCUAGCUCAUGCUCAUUGGUGCGACUCAAGAAUCAUGCCUGGCCAGUUCUGGUUUCCCUCCAUGUCGGUCCCUGAGAUUGUCGACGCCUUCACGGGAUGGGGAUACUCAAUCACAAAUGAGCAAGUCGCCAAGCCUACUCCGGAUUUCGUCCUAGGCAUAUACACCGCGUGCAUGGAGCAAGUCACUGGCAUUACGCAGGAAGCUUUGCAGAGGCCUGUGGAGGCUGCUCUUUCCACGGUUGAGAACCCAGAUCUGUAUGCUUCUGCGUUGUCACAAAAUCUUCUUCUACAUCACCUUCAACGCUUUGCAGCAGCUGCUAAAUGCCUUGAUUUCUCCGCAAAGGAUAUUCACCGUCCCGAACCUGACAGAACGCGCGCCAUCUUCUCCGCCUUCAUCAAUUUUGUAAAGUUUUCUGAGCAGUGUGAAACUUUCAUAAAUGGACUACGUGAGAAGUCUACUGCUGCUAUCGAGGAGCGCGAUAGGAUCGUUCAGCAAGUCGACGAGGUUCGCCAGAAAGUGGCGCAUAUCAAGGCGAGACGUGCCGAAGACGAGCCGACGUGCGAAGCUCUACGGCACGAGAACAUGUCCAUGACUGAGCAGCUUGUCAAGUACAAAGAGACACAGUUGGCGCUCCUGAAGGAUUUGGAAGGUUUGAAGCAGGAAAUAGAGUCUCUCCUGCAGACUAAGGCACGCACAUACUUGCAAUUCGAUACAAUGGCUCUGGUCAACGACAAAGUUAAUCGUGCGCGGGGGCGCAUCGUUCAAUCACCAGAGCGUAUCAAGCGGAAUAUUGCCACGAUGAGCGUCACUGCUGCCGAGGACAAGAAGACUGUUAACAUGCAUGAGACCAAAAUUCGGGAUUUGCAGGCGAAGAUUGGUGCUUUGCAGAACAUUGAGAGGGAUGUUCGCACUUGUAUUGAGCAACUUCAAACCAUCGAGAAGGAAUCGCAAGCUCUUGACGUCUCACAAAAGGAGUUGAAUGACACGAAGGACCAGCUAGAUAUCAAGAAGAGCGAGCGCACAGAGCUGCAGAUGAAGCGCGAGCGUGUGUACAAACAAUUAUCGAAUGCGCAAGAAAAGCUCGAACGCGCCCAGCGGCACGCUGAAGAUAAGCGUAUUGCAAGCCAGCAGACGAUCGAGCGACUUCAACGCGAAUAUGAAGAGAUGGCAGUUGAGCGUCGGGAUAAUGAUCGCCAGGUGGAGGAAUUGCGAGCAGAAGCGGACGAGAUCGAGCGGAAGAUGGCGGAGCAUCUCAAGAAGAACCAGGCUGAGCUUAACGAGCUCAUGGCAGAGUAUUGGAGAUUGAGACACGAAACAGAGGUCUACAUGGAGACCCUAGCCAACAAGCUGGGGAUGCAAGUCACAAGUUCUUGAAGCAUGCCGAAGCGCUCGCGCAACUUCCCUCUAUUCAUGUCUCAGACAGUAUUGACUUGUACACUAUCAUGUAGACUAUCAGCUCACCAUAUAUACCAAUCAACCUCU